AUGGCGUUAUAUCUCCAACUUAUCCAGCCUUUAUUAGCUGCUCUCAACAACGACACCAACCCUCUCUUCACAGGAGGUGCUUCUAAUAUGUCGAACGCUACCCAAAAUGCCACCAUCUCAUCGACUCCUACACCAUUCGCCAUCCCGACUGAUAUCUCUUCCCUACUCAACUUGAUCUACUCCUUCGCCGCUCUUCGCGACUGGUUUAAGCUUGCUUUGAUUGGUCUCGCGCUUGAAGCUUGUCGCAGACUGUAUACGUAUGGCUACUCGAGUUUCAUCGACCAAUUCUUUAUCUCUGCCUCAUUCGAGAGCGAUGACAUCGUUUAUGAUUGGAUGCUCCUAUGGCUUUCCCGGCUUCCACAGUGGCGCGACGUCCGCGAGUUCACCGUCAGCACCUCGUCUUUCGGUAUCAGCGAAGACGAGCAGGAAGACGACGAUGAGGAUGGCGAGGCUGCGGUGCGAAGGCGCAAGACGCGAAAAGUCAAGUGUAUACCUUCCUACACUGCCACCUACAAACUUUGGUACAAGGGUCGCUGGAUGAGCGUAUCCAGGGUCAAGGACGACCAGAAAUGGGGGUGGCAGGAAAAAUCGACACUUCAUAUCACUAUCUUGGCUAGGAAGCGUGCAGCGCUGGAUGCCUUGAUCGAAGAAGCUAGGGCCCUUUAUAUGGCUUCUCGCAGCGACAAAAUCGACAUAUUUGCGAACAGCACUGGCGACUGGUCGCAUGUUGCCUCCCGUCCUAAGCGUCCCUUGGAAUCUAUCAUUCUCGAUGCCGGCGUUAAAGAGCUCGUCCUCGAUGACGCAAGGGACUUUAUGCAGAGCAAGAAAUGGUACGGCGCACGAGGCAUUCCCUUCCGUCGCGGAUAUCUACUCUAUGGACCCCCAGGAUCAGGGAAAACUUCCAUCGUCCACAGCUUGGCAGGCGAGCUCGAGCUCGAUAUCUACAUUAUCUCGCUCAGUAAAUCCGGCAUGGACGACAGCACGCUCAACAGCCUCAUCUCCGGCCUGCCUGAGCACUGCAUCGCCCUCAUGGAAGACAUCGACGCCGCCUUCACCACCAGUCUCAAUCGCGGUGGUAUGGAAGAUCCUGAAAAAUCGCCCUCCGAUCCUCGGGAUCCCAACUCUCCAGACCCUUCUAAUAAUAACGGCCAGAACGGUCAGAAACAGGAAGAAAAGGCUGGGCCGAGUGCGGGCUCCAAGAUCACUCUUUCUGGUCUCCUGAAUGCUCUCGAUGGUGUCAGUGCCCAAGAGGGUAGGCUCCUCUUCGCUACCACCAACCGGUACGACGUCCUAGAUCCCGCCCUUACUCGCCCCGGACGAAUGGACCUGCACGUCGAGUUUCAACUUGCGAGUCGUUUCCAGGCUCAAGAGAUGUUCCGUCGAUUCUACGUCCCAGAUAACGGGAGCUCCGAUGUCGCUGUUGAGGAGGACGAGCAAACCGAGAAGGAGAGCGUCGACUCUGGUUACGCGACGCCGUCGGAGAAGGGCAGCCCGAAGACUGUUCCCACCGCCCAGCUCGUCGAUGUCUCUGCUCCUUCGGAACCUCUCUCCCCUGUUCCGUCCGUGUCGGUCUCUCCGCUUCCAAAACCCGCCCCAGUCAUCCAAUCCGGUGGGGCUCCUCAGUACCAGGGUAUCCGACACUCCGCGCGUGCCCCGAAGCUUUCGAGGAAACAGGUGGAGCGUCUGGCUGCGGAGUUCGCUUCGAGGAUCCCUGAGCGUGAGCUGGCUAUGGCGAACCUGCAGGGAUAUCUCAUGAAGUAUAAGAUUCGUCCUCUGGAGGCGGUUGACGACAUCGAGGGAUGGGUGGAGGAGAAGCGGGAGGCGAAGAGGCGGAAGGAAGCUAAGAAGGCUACUGGGAGUGUGGUGGCUCCUGUGAAGGCUGAGGCGACGUCGGAGUAG
Stereum hirsutum FP-91666 SS1 is the source of this 1899-nucleotide messenger RNA. RefSeq names its product P-loop containing nucleoside triphosphate hydrolase protein. Gene Ontology annotation, cellular component: mitochondrial inner membrane. The record is from RefSeq and is a predicted model, not a curated record. Gene Ontology annotation, biological process: mitochondrial respiratory chain complex III assembly; protein insertion into mitochondrial inner membrane from matrix. Bases 1 to 1899 code for a protein of 632 amino acids. The transcript is spliced from 6 exons. NCBI's taxonomy places the organism in Eukaryota, Fungi, Basidiomycota, Agaricomycetes, Russulales, Stereaceae. Gene Ontology annotation, molecular function: ATP hydrolysis activity; ATP binding.